GUUCAAUUCAGUAUUCGGAUCGUUUUUUGCACCGUUUGUACAUUACCUAGUUGCACUUUACCUCGCGGUCACCAUACUAGCUAGCGACGUUGAAUAAAAUAGAAAACAAAAACGCAUACGGUGCGUCGCGUCGUGGUUCGAAGUAGUUCAAGUUCGCAAAGUCACCAGCUAGCAAGCAUGUCGGAUAGUAAAUUUGUAAGUUUGGAGGAUACCCUUCAGAAGCAUAUCCCAUCGGAAGAGCUGAAGGAAGUUAAGCGGAUUCUGUACGGACGGGAGGAUGACCACGCCCUCACAUUCACCGAGGAAGCCACCUCGCUGGCCAAAGAAGUUGGCGUCGAGCUGAAGGGAUACGAGUUCACCGCUCGCAAGGAGGAUCUCCGCCGUCCACGGAUCGUUCGCGUAGGCCUAAUCCAAAACUCGGUCGACAUUCCAACCACCGCUCCGAUCCACGUCCAGCGGGAUGCACUGCAUGAAAAGGUUUCGAACAUCCUGCGGGUUGCGUCCACUGCCGGCGUCAAUGUGAUCUGCUUCCAGGAGGCUUGGACGAUGCCAUUUGCCUUCUGCACCCGCGAGAAGUUCCCCUGGUGUGAGUUUGCCGAAGAUGCCGAAAAUGGUCCCACGACUAAGCUUAUGAAGGAACUGGCCAAGCAGUACAAUAUGGUAAUCAUCUCGCCGAUCCUGGAGCGUGAUUCAAAUCACAACGAAACCCUAUGGAAUACUGCCGUCGUAAUCUCGAACAACGGAAAUUACAUGGGCAAGCACCGCAAGAAUCACAUUCCUCGAGUGGGCGACUUCAACGAGUCGACCUACUACUACGAGGGAGAUACCGGCCAUCCGGUGUUCGAAACGCAGUUUGGUCGCAUCGCUAUCAACAUCUGCUACGGGCGCCACCAUCCGCAGAAUUGGAUGAUGUUCGGACUGAACGGCGCGGAAAUUGUGUUCAAUCCAUCGGCUACUAUCGGUGCCCUCAGUGAACCGCUCUGGAGCAUCGAGGCCCGCAACGCUGCCAUUGCCAACAGCUACUUCACGGUGGCGAUCAACCGCGUCGGAACGGAAGUGUUCCCGAACGAGUUCACCUCCGCCAAUGGAAAACCGGCUCACAAGGACUUUGGGCCGUUCUACGGAUCGUCUUACAUUGCUGCCCCGGAUGGAACCCGGACGCCGGCCCUGUCCCGGGACAAGGACGGCCUUCUGAUCGCCGAGAUGGACCUAAACCUCUGCCGGCAGGUCAAGGAUUUCUGGGGCUUCCAGAUGACCCAGCGGCUGCCGUUGUACGCGGAAAGCUUGGCCAAGGUCAUCCGGGCGGACUACAAACCGCAUGUCAUUAGGGAAAGUUAGAGGAAUUGGUAUACUGUUUUUCUUUUUUUGUAUGUCAAAGAAUGUUUAUAUUUCAAUGAACUGCUUCAAUGUAUAAUAAUGUAGCUUUUUCUUCUCGGUUGGUGUAAAAUUUACAGAUUU
Ochlerotatus camptorhynchus is the source of this 1458-nucleotide messenger RNA. It is a transcript of the gene pyd3, whose product is annotated as pyd3. Gene Ontology annotation, molecular function: beta-ureidopropionase activity. The record is from RefSeq and is a predicted model, not a curated record. Lineage: Eukaryota; Metazoa; Arthropoda; Insecta; Diptera; Culicidae. Bases 178 to 1338 code for a protein of 386 amino acids. The transcript is spliced from 4 exons.